Molecule: messenger RNA, 249 nt
Organism: Cylicostephanus goldi
Lineage: Eukaryota; Metazoa; Nematoda; Chromadorea; Rhabditida; Strongylidae
Source: the annotation of a GenBank genome assembly
AUGUAUUGGCCUAUCCUCAGCAUGGAUUCUCAUUGCCACAUUGUGGAAAAAGAUCUGUCCACAUUGGCUGUCGGUACUCCUUAUCCAAAUCUAGCUCAUAUAGCACUCGGAUUUGAAGGAGUUGGGUACAGAGAUGCGGAUUUUGUUGCGUUUUGUGUGUUGCAUAUGCUCUUGGGAGGUGGUGGAUCAUUUUCGGCCGGUGGUCCCGGUAAAGGAAUGUACACACGUCUUUACACUGAUGUUAUGAAU